AUGGAUGCAAUGUACGGACUCCACUCGGCCGGCGACGAUUACUCCGAUAAGGCGCUAAUGUCCCCGGACAACCUCAUGAGCAUCGCCGCCGCCGGUGGCUACUACCACGACUACGAUCCUCUGAUUCCCUCCGCCGAUCAUCACCGCCGCAUUAAUCCACCGUUCGAAUCGGAGGACUACGGGCUAAUCCAGUGCUCCGCCGUAUCUGAAUCCGUAAAUUCCGUAAGCGCUCACCGCACGAUCGGCUAUGGCGACGGAGGAGCCGAUCGAAACCGCCGUGAGGACGACGGGGCCAGCUAUGCCGCCGUUAAAGCCAAAAUUGCUGCUCAUCCUUGUUACCCGAAGCUGCUGGAUGCCUACAUCGAUUGCCAAAAGGUCGGAGCCCCGCCGGAGAUAGCGUGUUUGCUAGACGAGAUCCGGCGAGAAAAAGACGCACAGUACUGCAAACAGGACGACGCCGUUUCCACGUGCUUAGGAGUCGAUCCCGAGCUCGACGAGUUUAUGGAAAGCUACUGUGACGUAUUGGUGAAAUACAAGAGGGAUUUGUCGAGGCCCUUUGACGAAGCUACAUCUUUCCUCAACAACAUUGAAACCCAACUCGCCAAUCUUUGUAAAGAUGAAAUUUAA
Molecule: messenger RNA, 627 nt
Organism: Striga hermonthica
Lineage: Eukaryota; Viridiplantae; Streptophyta; Magnoliopsida; Lamiales; Orobanchaceae
Source: the annotation of a GenBank genome assembly